Homalodisca vitripennis (glassy-winged sharpshooter) is the source of this 9745-nucleotide messenger RNA. RefSeq names its product peroxidase-like. Gene Ontology annotation, molecular function: peroxidase activity; heme binding. The transcript has 14 exons. The record is from RefSeq and is a predicted model, not a curated record. The coding region runs from base 3955 to 6300 and encodes 781 amino acids. Gene Ontology annotation, biological process: response to oxidative stress. NCBI's taxonomy places the organism in Eukaryota, Metazoa, Arthropoda, Insecta, Hemiptera, Cicadellidae.
GCAUACCCAGUUGGUCGGUCUAAAACUCAAUCGAAUUAAUCGUGUAGUGGGUUUCUCGACUAAUUAGAGAGCACUAAAAAUAUAUCGACAUGUGGCAGAAUCAAUUAACCAUGAUGAUGGCAGUUGCCACAUCAAAAUUAGUGACACAUUAAAAAAAAUAUUAGGUUUAAUGAAGGGAAUUCCCAAAUAAACAUUCAUGUAUGAUUUAAACGAAGACUUGUUGAAAUAAUUCCCAUAAUAAAUACAUCAGUAAAUUUAAGGAACACAUUUCUCAGUAAUGGAAGAGGAUACAUUCAUGACAUCUGAAUUUAAAUGGGCCUUGGAACUAUCUUUAUAUUUUUAGCACCAAAUAUUUUGUGUCCUAUGUAAAAUGAUUUACUCUUGAGAGGAUAUUUUUGUUCGUAAAUUUGGUAUAUGUAAAAUAUGUAUAAUUUAUUUUUAUGUGGUCAAAAAAUUGAAAUGCUGCUUGCUACCAAUUCUUCAUUUAAUUUUUAUAAGAAUAUGUAGACCUAAAGUUUCAAAUCUCUAUCUGUAAUAAGCUUUGUAAAAAGUGUUCCUAAAUAGCAUAAGCAUAACUUUUGGAAGACCUCGAUGAAACAAUUGUAUACUUUUCGUACCUUGUUACUAAAGUAUCAAACCUUAUACAAUUAUCUGAUGAAGGCUAAUAAAGCUUGCCAUCAAAUCUCGAACAGAUUCAAAAACACUUGAUCAAGAUUGAUCUGCCGUUGAAAAUUGCUAAGAUUUCCUGGUGAUUGUGUGCGGUACAUCUCGCCAGGAUUGAUGUUGCUUCCUGUGUCGGCUGAGAUUAACAGGGUAACAUAUCAUUCCUUUUUCUUCUAUUUACAUACGCACUUAGUAUCCUUAAUUUCAGUUUUACAUCGAACAAAGUAAUAAAAAAUUACUACAACAUUGGGGAUAGUAAAGGGUUUUAGAUACGUUUGUAAUAUCUCUUCGAAGUUGUUUUAGUGGUGGCUUUGUUGACAACUUUUGUUGGCACGCAAAAUGAUCUGUUUUUGUUACUAAAGAAUGUUUAUCAAAGGCGAAGAAAGCGUUGCUCAAAAAUAUGUUAUUUUGGUAUUAUUUAUCGUUGUGACAAACCGUUCUUUGUUUAGCGUUUGAUUUGACGAUGGAGCGUUCGUGAAGAUUACAGCACUUUUCAAACAUUUGCCAUCGCUAGGUGAAAUAAAAGCGACAACACUAUAGGUUUCGAGAUUCGCAUUCUGAUCUCUUCUUCAGGUGGAUAACACUGAACUUAAAUCUGACUUAACAUGUUGAUUACAGCCUAUGUUAAAAGGGACAAAUCAUAGCCUACCAACACGUUAUGAAACGCAAAAAUCAGAAAUAACACAAACAUGUUGUGUCUUAAAAUCUCAAGCACGCUUGUUUUUAAAACAUACGCCUAAGUAAAGUUACUCUAAUUACUAAAAACUGAACUAAAGAACACAGGUAAAAAUGCGUCUGCCGCAACAACCAACCGCUGACAUCCAGUUGACCGCUAAGGAAGAGUGCAAACCAGCAGUACUAUUACGAUCUAAUUAUCUCGUUUACAGUAUUUUGUAAAAUUCAAUACCGUAGAUAUAAGGAGUAUGUAUAAAUUUUCUUCCAGAAGUCUUGGAAGGGGGCUUGUCAGUUAUUUUAAUUUUUCCUUUCGUAGUUACUUAGUUGCAUUUUUCGAAUUAAUUAAAGACUUUCUAGAUAAAAUAACAUGAACAUUGAUGUAUGUAUAACUCAAUUCAUCACCAUUUUUGUUUUCAAGGUUUCAGAAUGUACAUUAUCACUCAGUUUAUGACGAGUUAGUUGCCCACUUAGAGAGGUGAACAUUACGAAAUUCAGUGUUGUAUGUCUAACACAACUCAUCGUCAUUUUUGUUGUCAAGGUUUCAUAUUGUAUAUGAUCAUUUAGUAUAUGACGAGUUAGUAGCCUCCUUGGAAAGGUGAACAUGACGGAAUACAGUGAUGUAUGUAUAGCUCAACUUAUCACCAUUUUGGUUGUCAAGGUUUCAGACUGUAUAGUAUCAUUCAGUUUUAUGACGAGUUAGUUAGUCCACUUGGAGAGGUGAACAUGACGGAAUUCAGUGUUUUAUGUAUAUCUCAAGUUAACACAAUUUUUGUUGUCAAGGUUUCAGAAUGUAUAGUAUCAUUCAGUUGUCUGAUAUUUGGACAGCUUGUGUUCUAUGGCUAAGAAAUGAGCUAAGCCAAUGAAGAGGCACAUUUCUGAUGCCAUAAAACUCAAGUUUUUUAAGCAGUUCUACGUGGCCAACACAGUCAAAUGCUUUUAAUAAGUCGAGAAACACACUUAAUGUGGAAUUUUGACUUUCUAUUCCCUCUACCACCAGUUCGACUAGACUCAUAACAGCGUCUAUGGUCGACUUAACCUUUCUGAAACUAAAUUGAUUUAAAAAAAUCAGGUUCUGCUUGAUUAAAAAAUAAAGAUAACAAAAGAUAAAUAACGAUUUUGAUUAAAAUAAAGUAUUCUAAUUAAAUAGAGAUUUUCAAAUACUUUGCCCAGGGCAGGCAAAAUUGAGACAGGCCUAUAAUUAUUGGUAGAGUAGCGAUCAUCUGUCUUAAAGAUUGGGGUAACUUUUGCGAUCUUUAGGAGCGAGGGAAAAACUCCUUGUUCGAGAGAUAAAUUGACCAACUGAGUUAACGGUUUCACAAUAUGCUAUAAGCAACUUUUAAUGAGCCACAGAUACAUUAGGUUAGUAUCGACAGUUUUUUUAGCCGGGAGCUCCUGAAUGAUUUUUUCGAGUUCUUCCUCAACUACAGGAGUCAGUGACAAUGAGGUUACUGGCCUCUGUCUACGCGAGAGAUUUUCUAGUGGAGGUAAAAGACACGGACCUUGCCCACGAGCAACAAACACGUGAAAUCCGUUGAACUCGUUCGCAACCUCAGUCGCUCCCUCCACAAGUCUGUUUCCAAUUUUUUACUUUAAUUGGAUUCUGUAUAUUAUUUUUAUUAUUUAUAAUGUCCCAUACAGUUUUAGAAAUAUUCUUUGACGAGAUAAUUGAUUUGGAGAUAUCAUAUGCUUUCGCUGCUGGAAUCACUGAAGGUAACAAGACUUGUCGGACAUGUUCUAUAGUUUAAUACAAAGAAACAAUGCGUUUCAACACCUGGAAUCUGACCCCUUCCUCAGGGGGACAAUCGACCUAACACUAUAUAAAAACUAGGUUAAAAUGAACAAACCGUACAAAUGUGUUGUGACGUGCUAAAGUCAGAAAUCAAACAAAUACGCCGUGUCUGAACUCCGUGCACACUAUCUUUAAUCACGAACUCAAAACUAUCAAUAAUUAUUGUAAAACUGAUAAACACAAGUCACAAUACCUCUGCUCGAAACAACAAACCACUGAUAACUAACAACUGAGGAAUACAUUAGGUUAGUGAUGUCGAAACGUAGUGCUACUGUUUUUUGUCUUCGGCUGUUUAAAAAAAUAGCCUGAAGUUACUCGUCGGUUACAAAGUUGGAAUAGUUCCCGAGGAGGAAGCGUGUCUUUACAGUUUGAAUAUGUACUUCCGAUAUUUAUGUGUGUUUUAUGAUUGUUUGGACUUCCCUACUAUAAGAUAAAAUUCAAGUGGCGGGGAAGGCUGUUAUCUCGUUAAAUCAUUCACAUAUUUAAGGCCACUUCAACUUAGUGAAUGUGUGAACCACUCACACGAGAACAUUGAUUUAAACCCAGGUAAGGUGUACGAAAUAAUUAAUAAGGCACAGCUUGUCUCGACAAUUAUGGAUGCUAAGAAUAAAAUUUCGUACACGAGUCAAUUUCGAAUCGAAAAUCACUUUUAACUCAUCGAUCAACAUAUAGGUGCAGAAGCGAAUAAACGGGUUUGUUGUGAACAGAUAGUGUGUCAAAGGUUAUAGACCAAAGUCUCGAUGAAUAUCUUCACUGAUACAGUUUUUGUAAGUUAUUUACUGCAUUUACCAAGCUAAACCCCAGUUAACAAUAAACGUCGAUCUUUCAUGAUGCAUCAAGGAAAAAACCACACAGGAGGAGUAAAGAUGGCGUGCAGCUCCGUGGCGUUGGCGCUGGUGUUGUGGUUUGUGGUGCAGUUCAGCAGCCAGUCAGGCAUGUCUGCAGUGAGGGAGGCGGCAGCAACCCUCAGGACGCCAGUGGACACCAUUCAGUCCUAUCUCACUACAUACAGAGACUGGCACUACCCACUGCGAGUGAGGAGAGGUGCAAGGAAAUUGCCUCAGUUGGAGAACCGUGAGCUGGGUUCGGCCGUGACCCUAAUGGAGAGCCAGCUGAACAUGAUGGAACGGCACGAGAAAAACAUCCUGGGUUCUGAUGUCAAGGUGAAGGUGGGGACCGUGUUACACGGAGCUUAUGUGGACUCUCUGCCCUCUACGGAAGCUUUACAGCACGGCAGAGACGCCAUGGUGGUGGUACGGGCCAGUCAGCACAUCGGCAACAAGUACUGCUACAGGUUGGGAAUCGAUGACACGAACUGUGCUACCCAAGUCUCCAAGUUCUCUCUGAGCCCGACCAGUCUAGGAGUGAAGUGUGCUGCUCACCACCGCCAGGCAGUGUUCUGCUCUGAGUUGACGAGGUUUCGCUCCCUAGACGGCUCAUGCAACCACCCCCAGCACCCCGCCUGGGGCCAGGCUCUCACCGCGUACAAGCGACUGUUACCUCCGCAAUACGACGACGGAUUUCAAAGUCCCCGAGGCUCUAGAGUGAACCGAGAACUGCCCAAUGCUCGUCUCAUCAGCACCACACUGUCGGAGAACAGAGACUUGCCAGACAGCAGCGUGACUCUGGCUACUCUACAGUGGGGACUGUUUGUCGCCCAGGAUCUCUCCCAUACUGCCGUCUCUAAGAUGUGGAACACUGGAGGAAGCAUCGCCUGCUGCGACGCUAGUGGCCGGAAGCUCUCACCUCGACAUGUCCACCAGGCCUGUUUCCCCAUCCAAAUAAUGGCCAGUGACCCUGUGUUCUCCAGCCAGUACCAGACCUGCAUGUCCUAUGUCAGGUCAUUGCCAGCUCUGCGCCCUGACUGUACUUUUGGACCCCUCGAACAGCUGAAUCAAGCCACUCAUUUCCUUGACGGCUCCAUGGUGUACGGCAGCACUGCUGAGAAAGGAAACUUGCUGCGGUCCCGACAGUUUGGCCGGCUUCGCACUGUCAUACAUCGGGGACGUGAGUUCCUCCCCACUACUGAAAGUCUCACUGUCAACUGCCAUGUCAACCGCAAUGGCUCGUGUUACCAGACAGGAGACCCUCGUGUCAAUACACAACCCCACCUGGCAGUGAUGUACACAUUGUGGGUCCGAGAACACAAUCGUGUGGCCGAGAAGCUGUCAGCACUCAACUCACACUGGAGUGAUGAACGGCUAUACCAGGAGGCCAGGAGGAUUGUCAUUGCUCAAAUACAGCAUAUCACCUACAACGAAUGGUUGCCAGCUCUCUUAGGUAUCAAAUACAUGCUGUCAGAACCCUUGCUACAGCUGCAGAGAUCAAGCCGCAGUAGUCUCUACAGGGAGGAUGUGAACCCUGGAGUUAGCAACAGUUUCGCCACCGCUGCCAUUCGCUCCCUCAACUCAAUGGUGGACGAUGAAAUCAGAUUGUACAAUGAAAACCGCAGCCCCAAUCUUGUGUCUCUGCCUUUGCAUCACUUCCACAGGAAGGAGACAAUGCAUACUGAUGAUCAUCUGGACUCUCUAGUGCGGGGUUUGGCCACACAGAGUGCUCAGACCAUGGAUCUGCAUCACUCACAUAGGAUGCAGCACCGACUGUUCAGUGUGAGCAGUUCUGCAGAAAACCUGGGGCUGGACACAUUUAGUCUGGACAUCCAGCGAGGGAGGGACCACGGGCUGCCGUCAUACAACACUUUUCGAGCUAAGUGUGGUAUCCGACGUGCACGGGACUUUGGGGAUCUGGCUGACACCAUCCCUUUAGCUACGAUAAUGUCACUGAGGAUGCUGUACAAGAAUGUGAAUGAUAUUGAUCUUCUGGUGGGUGGAAUGUCCGAGUACACAGUGGAAGGCUUGCUAGGGCCUGUCUUCAAGUGUAUCAUCGCAGAACAGUUCAAACGCACUCGUGUGGGUGACAGAUUCUUCUAUGAUAAUGCUUAUGUCCCCGGUGCCUUCACUGAAAACCAACUGAAAGAGAUCAAGAAGAGCACUUUGGCCAGGAUUUUCUGUGACAAUACGAAUAAUGUCCUCACCAUGCAGCCUUAUGUCUUCUACAAGCCUGUCACACCCAGCAACGAGUUGGCUGCGUGCAGCGAGUCAUCGACGAUCCGCCGGAUGGACUUGGACGCUUGGUACGAGGAACCACCUCGCAGUGUGUUGCAGGGUCUGUGACAAUCCUGACACAACAUUGUUAAGCUGACCGAUAGUUCUAUUUGUGAAAACCAUGCAAUACACGAUACACCAAAGAUACAAAUUUUACAAUAAGCUAUUUCUUUCCAUGUACAGAAAUUUUAUACUUGAACUGUUAGUAGAUUUAAGAUUGUGUUCUUAAUCUUGUAACAUAAGUUAGGCUGUUUUAUCAUACAAUGACAGUUCAAUUAACUUAAUAAAUCAAAUGAUGGUGAGAAAGGUUAUUUACAACAUUAUUUGUUAACAUUUUAUUUUAAAACUUUUGAAUUAGGUUAAGUUCUUAUCUAAGUAAUUAUGUAUAAGUGGUUAUUAAUUGCUAAUAAAAGUACAUAAGGAAUAAUUUGACUUUAUCAUUCAUACAUUUUACUAAUUAUGCAACAGAAAGUUGUAAUUAGUGUUUUAUGCUUUUUUCUUUCUGAAUUAGUACUCAUGAUUUGUUUUAUUGGUAAAGUUAAUUUAUAAUUGUUUUAAUUCAAUAACAAAUAGUAGGAAAAUAUGUAUGCAAUAUAAUAGACUACAGAACAUUUUUUUAUAGUUGUAAAUAUGACAAGUCAUUUGCAUAUUAUGUUUCUUACACACACCUUACAGUGCAUUAGAAUUAGUUAUUGAAUUAAUUUGCAAUAAAUUCUAUUAAUGUUAGUGUAGAACUCAAAAUAUGGUCCAUUGUUGAACAGAAAUAAAUGACAGUUAAAACAUGACAGCAUUAACAGUAGAUUAAUCACAUUCGACUACAAAUAAUAGCAUGUGAAAAGUCCUAAGAAAUGAAUUGAAUGAAAUUAAAAGACGUAAAUUUUAAUUUGAAUAUUAGGAAAAAGUUUAGUAAUAAGAUUAAAAAGAAAAAUUGGUGAAAGUGCUGUUGAUAGCAGAAAAGUCAAUGGUCAUGACUAAUUGAGAAAUAACUGUUAAAGAUGCAGUUGAAAGAGUUGCCAUUCAAUAGAUGUUAAAACUUUAUUUAUAUUGCUGUAACCAUAAUUCUAGCAAUGUAUAAACCACUAAAAAGUGUAAUUUGAAAUACUGAGGACCACUGCACAUUUAGAUAAGUAACAUCUGCCAGUAGAACCUAUAUCGGGCAUGAUGUGUAACUCAAACUCACAAAGUUAGAUAUAGAUGUAGUUUACUUUUGAAGGCUUUAGGAUGUGUGUAGGUAAGUUGAUAUAGCGCCCACUAUCCCUACUCAUCGUGAUUGUAAUGCAGGAUUUCGGUAUGAAGUGAUCCCAAUCCCGCAACCCUACAAGUGGCAUGCUAAGAGUACUUCUACACCAAACUGUUCUAAUACACAUAAACAUGAUGUUUUAUAUCUACACCAAUUGUUCCAACGCUAACGAACAUGGUGUCUUAUGCCUACUCAAAACUGUUCUGACGCACAUAAACACGGUGUGUCAUAUACACAAAUAAACAUGGUGUAUUAUGUCUAUACCAAACUGUUUUGACACAAAUUAAAAUGUCUACACUAACCCUUGCAACCCAAAUAAACAUGGUGUAUUAUGUCUAUACCAAACUGUUUUUGACACAAAUUAAAAUGUCUACACUAACCCUUGCAACCCAAAUAAACAUGGUGUAUUAUGUCCAUACCAAACUGUUUUGACACAAAUUAAAAUGUCUACACUAACCCUUGCAACCCAAAUAAACAUGGUGUAUUAUGUCUAUACCAAACUGUUUUGACACAAAUUAAAAUGUCUACACUAACCCUUGCAACCCAAAUAAACAUGGUGUAUUAUGUCUAUACCAAACUGUUUUGACACAAAUUAAAAUGUCUACACUAACCCUUGCAACCCAAAUAAACAUGGUGUAUUAUGUCUAUACCAAACUGUUUUGACACAAAUUAAAAUGUCUACACUAACCCUUGCAACCCAAAUAAACAUGGUGUAUUAUGUCUAUACCAAACUGUUUUGACACAAAUUAAAAUGUCUACACUAACCCUUGCAACCCAAAUAAACAUGGUGUAUUAUGUCCAUACCAAACUGUUUUGACACAAAUUAAAAUGUCUACACUAACCCUUGCAACCCAAAUAAACAUGGUGUAUUAUGUCUAUACCAAACUGUUUUGACACAAAUUAAAAUGUCUACACUAACCCUUGCAACCCAAAUAAACAUGGUGUAUUAUGUCCAUACCAAACUGUUUUGACACAAAUUAAAAUGUCUACACUAACCCUUGCAACCCAAAUAAACAUGGUGUAUUAUGUCCAUACCAAACUGUUUUGACACAAAUUAAAAUGUCUACACUAACCCUUGCAACCCAAAUAAACAUGGUGUAUUAUGUCUAUACCAAACUGUUUUGACACAAAUUAAAAUGUCUACACUAACCCUUGCAACCCAAAUAAACAUGGUGUAUUAUGUCUAUACCAAACUGUUUUGACACAAAUUAAAAUGUCUACACUAACCCUUGCAACCCAAAUAAACAUGGUGUAUUAUGUCUAUACCAAACUGUUUUGACACAAAUUAAAAUGUCUACACUAACCCUUGCAACCCAAAUAAACAUGGUGUAUUAUGUCUAUACCAAACUGUUUUGACACAAAUUAAAAUGUCUACACUAACCCUUGCAACCCAAAUAAACAUGGUGUAUUAUGUCUAUACCAAACUGUUUUGACACAAAUUAAAAUGUCUACACUAACCCUUGCAACACAAAUAAACAUGGUGUAUUAUGUCUAUACCAAACUGUUUUGACACAAAUUAAAAUGUCUACACUAACCCUUGCAACACAAAUAAACAUGGUGUAUUAUGUCUAUACCAAACUGUUUUGACACAAAUUAAAAUGUCUACACUAACCCUUGCAACCCAAAUAAACAUGGUGUAUUAUGUCUAUACCAAACUGUUUUGACACAAAUUAAAAUGUCUACACUAACCCUUGCAACCCAAAUAAACAUGGUGUAUUAUGUCUACAGCAAACCAACUUGUAGUGUUAAGGAACAAUUGCUUAACCAAUUCUUUGACAAUUCUUUACCUACAAUAUCUUUUUAACUAAAAAUUGCCUAAUUUAAAAUAGGAUUAUUAACUGAGUUUGAUAACAAUGUAUUGUUGAUUUGUAUAUAUCAACACUAUUUUGUACAUUCCUUUAAUAUACAAUAGUAUUUUAAAUUUUGUAAAAAUCAUUAGGACAUAAGUUUUAAUUAAACUCUAAAAUGAUAAUACAAGGUCAAAACCAAUAAAUAAUUGUGUUGGUUAAACGGUCUAGUUAUCAGAAACUAAAUGUACUUGAAAUUGAUCAUAUCAUUACAAAAUUAUUUUGUUUUUGUAUUUAAAUUUUUACCUAUUUUGUGUAUUUAUUUACUAGUUUAUAACAGUAUUGAUUUUUGUAAUUAGAUAUAAGUUAUAAUUCUUGUGGCUACAUUUCAUUUUAUAUUUGAUAUAGUUGUUUCUUUUACAUUACUUUAUGUCAAAAGUUUGUAAUUAAAAUUGUAUAGUAAAAUAAUAAACAUUGUAUAUUUUUA